AUGGCUGCCAUUGUUUGUCUAUCAAUGAUUAUUUUGGUGAUGUUCAUGACCAGCAUGUUGGUAGAAACCAACUUAAAUGAACAAGAUUAUUUUUGUCGCAUCGUGUCUCACUAUAAUAUACCUUCUUGCUCUAUUAAAACAGCUAAAUCAUAUUACCUCUUUUGGAGAAAUACCUAUUUUCCCAAAAUCGAUAUCACUCCAGUUUGUUAUUUAAGGGAAGAGGAUGCAAGUUGUUCUAUAUCUUCUUCAAAUGAUCCUGACGCUGAGUUCCCUGGAUGUUGUCCAACAAUAGAAUGUCAUCCUCCUUCAUAA
This is a messenger RNA of Cavenderia fasciculata, 312 nucleotides long. RefSeq lists its product as uncharacterized. The transcript is spliced from 2 exons. Lineage: Eukaryota; Evosea; Eumycetozoa; Acytosteliales; Cavenderiaceae. The coding region runs from base 1 to 312 and encodes 103 amino acids. The record is from RefSeq and is a predicted model, not a curated record.